Molecule: messenger RNA, 867 nt
Organism: Staurois parvus
Lineage: Eukaryota; Metazoa; Chordata; Amphibia; Anura; Ranidae
Source: the annotation of a GenBank genome assembly
GGCUGCGCUGGGAAGGGGUUCGCUCGGCUGUCAGCUAUAUUGCCGAUCCGACAUGGGCUUUCUCGGAGCUACAGCGCUGCAGGCCAAUCCUUGCAGUAUAUUUUGGUGGAGCGCAAAGGAAAGAAUGAAAAUGUGGGUUUUAUACAGCUGAAUCGCCCCAAAGCUCUGAAUGCUUUGUGUGAUGGACUGAUGACCGAGGUCAACCAGGCUCUGGACUCCUUUGAAGGGGACCCUCGGAUUGGAGCAAUUGUUAUCACGGGGAGUGAGAAAGCCUUUGCUGCUGGUGCAGAUAUUAAAGAGAUGCAAAAUAGGACCUUCCAAGAAUGUUAUGGUGGAGGCUUCCUGUCACACUGGAAUCGUGUGUCCACUGUAAAAAAGCCAGUCAUUGCAGCAGUUAAUGGUUAUGCACUGGGAGGAGGCUGUGAGCUUGCCAUGAUGUGUGACAUUAUUUAUGCUGGAGAAAAGGCCCAGUUUGGGCAACCAGAAAUCUUACUCGGAACAAUUCCAGGGGCAGGUGGUACUCAGAGGCUUACAAGAGCUGUUGGAAAAUCUCUGGCCAUGGAGAUAGUCCUUACUGGUGAUCGCAUAUCUGCUACAGAAGCCAAGCAAGCAGGACUUGUCAGCAAAGUGUUCCCAGCGGAUAAGGUUGUGGAAGAGGCUAUCGGCUGUGCUGAGAAGAUAGCCAAUCACUCCAAACUCAUUGUGGCUAUGGCCAAAGAGGCUGUCAAUGGGGCAUUUGAAUUGUCAUUGACUGAAGGAAACCGUCUUGAGAAACGACUUUUCCAUUCCACAUUUGCUACGGAUGACCGAAAAGAAGGAAUGACUGCAUUCGUGGAGAAGAGGAAAGCAGAUUUUACAGAUCAGUAA